Molecule: messenger RNA, 1030 nt
Organism: Rubroshorea leprosula
Lineage: Eukaryota; Viridiplantae; Streptophyta; Magnoliopsida; Malvales; Dipterocarpaceae
Source: the annotation of a GenBank genome assembly
CUUUUGGUAUUCAGUAAAAAUGUACCUUACUGUAUGAGAUAUUCAGUAAAAUGUAUCUAUAACUUUUUUUGCUUUUGGUAUGGAUAUUUUCUUUUCCAGAAAUCCGCGGUCUUCCAGCCAGCCAAUAACAAGUGAAGAUAAUGUUAUUGACAAUGGUUGGUGGAAUUUAUUUGACAAUUUAUGGAUUAUCAUUAGUGAGAUGAAUGGAAAGGGUCCAAGUAAGAUGUUACCAAAGAUGGCAUCAUCAGUUGGUCCUUCUCUUGGGCAAAGAGCACGUGGCUUGGUGGAAUCUCUGAACAUUCCUGCAGCUGAAAUGGCUGCGGUAGUUGUAUCUGGAGGCAUUGGUACUGCAUUGGGUGGAAAGCAAAGCAAAAGUGUUGAUAAAGCCAUGGCUUUAAGAGGGGAGAGGUGUCCACGAAUUGUAUUUCGACUUGUAAUUUUAUACCUCUGCAAAUCUCCUCUAGAAAAAGCAUCGAGAUGCGUACAACAGGUCAUCUCACUUUUGCCUUUUCUUUUGGUUGCCGAUGAUGAGCAAAGCAAGAGUAGAUUGCAGCUUUUUAUCUGGUCUUUGCUUGCUGUAAGAUCCCAGUAUGCAAUAUUAGAUGAUGGUGCUCGUUUUCAUGUUAUUGCCCACUUGAUUAGAGAAACCGUAGUCUGUGGGAAGUCAAUGCUAGCUACUAGCAUGGUGGGAAGAGAUGACUCCUCUGAUUCAACCAGCACCUUAAAGGAAACAAGCUCAAUUCACAAUCUCAUUCAGAAGGAUCGAGUUCUUGCUGCGGUUUUUGAAGAGGCAAAGUAUAUAAGGACAUUAAAUUCUGAUCGUAGCAGGCAGUUACAGGAGCUUUGUGCCAGGAUGGAUGAAAAUUCUUCUGUUGAAAUUAAUAAUAAGGAAGCAUUUGAAAAUGAGAUACAAAAUAGCUUGAGUGCUAUUCUUUCUUCAGAUGAGAGCAGAAGGGCUGUGUAUCUACUAACUCACGAGGAGCAUCAGCAAAAUGUUGCUAAAUAAGCUUUUCUUCAACAGGAAAAAUGG